AAAAAAAAAAAAAAGGGAAGGGCUUAACGAUCUAGUAAGAAAUGAAAUUUUAAUUGGGUUUAGGGCUCAUCUGAAAAUAUUGGAGGACUCCUAAUGCGGAUUAAUUUUUAAGGUAGAUGUGAAUCAUAAUCCAAAGACUAAAAUCUGGUCAAGCCCAGUCCAGCUUGAGCAACUGAAAUGGUCAUGGAGUGGGGUCUUCUUCGCACAGUACAUUAGUUCUGAGGUCCAGAGUCCCCAGUCCCAAGUCCUUGCUUAAUUCAUUUCCUCACCAUUUUUUUCUAUGUAAGAGGAUAAAGUAGGAAUCUCUUGAAAAGGUUAGAGCUUUGAUAUGGAAGCUGCACAGGUAGAGGAAGCAUUGAAGGUGUUGGACGCCUCUCUCUCACACAUCAAAUGGCGUCUUAAAUCUUCUGCUAAGCGUCGACUCCAAAUAGAUGUUCUGGCCUUGUGCUCCGGAAUGAGGCCAGUUGUGAUGAUUGACUAUGGUGGAAAGAUGCCUGAAUUACAGGAACAUCUAUGUGCGUUUCUUGACCACAGUCAAAAGGAGUCACCCAUCUUUGAACAGCUAAGAGUAAUGGUUAUAGAAGAUAUGAUAUAUUUGAUACAUGUAGAAGAAAUGGCCAAGUAUGUGAGUUCGAGCUUGAGCUCUGAAGUGGAACUGCUACUUGUGGAUCUUGAAGAGGAUCCUCCCAAGAUGAGAAGACUAGACGACAAACAUUUAUUAGGGAUGCAGCUUAUAUCAAUUCAGAAGUUGUUCUCUUUAUAUUUUCCUCUUGAAGGAAUGAGAAAUGAUCUCUUGCCACCUAACAGGACAGAACCCAGGGCAGAUACCAAUUCCUUAAGUGAGCCAAUCAAUUCUAAAUCUUCUUUGCUUAUGGAUCUCAGUAGCUGCAUGCAUGACACUAAGGUCACUGUGCCAACUAUAAAUGGAUGGCUUCUUGGUUAUCCGGUAGUGUACUUGUUUACCAAGGAUCAUAUUGGAGAUGCUGUUUAUAACCUUUCCACCAAAUUUCUUCGUAUCUACAAGAUUUUGAUACGAAGGAAUAGUACCCCCAAUAAAGGAUCUCCCCUGGAAGAGCUGAUGAGUUUUUCAGUGCCCUAUGAUAUGAGCAUGAGAGGAAGCAAUGAGCCAUGGGCAGAGAUGUUUUUGACUCACUUGCAGUCAAAGUGGGAAAGAUGCAAACAAACUUGGAGCUCCUUGGAAAUGGAGCCUGCUCAGCUUUUCCACUGGAAGAGAUGCUGUAUGAUGCUAAAAUCCUUGUUUCCAUUCGGCAUACUUACUACUUUAGAUGGCCAACACUAUAUUCCAACCUUGAUGAAAGAUAUUAAAUAGCACGGUCGUCGGAACCAUGUGUCAAUAUGAUCAAGGUGAUCCGGCACUCAAUUCCUUUUGUGCACACCAUUCAGAACCAUGAUUGUUUGAACCCAGCCAUCCCCUUGAUCCAACCCGUAAUAGCAAAAAAGGUUAUGAUAAAAAGGACCUCCUACCAACCCCGAAACCGUCAAUGAUGUAUAUUCUGGGAAGGAAUAGAUAUAGGUUGAAAGCAGAUGAUUCAAGGAAUUAAAGAGGGUUUGCAGCUUUACAUCUUUCGAAGAUAUGGCCUAAGAUCAUCUGCAAUGGAGAGAUAUUCAGAAGACUUGACUGCUUUGGAAUUAGAUUCUGUCUGGUAGACUUAAUUACUUUGGAAUUAGAUCUUGUCAAAGGUUUGUAGAAUGAUACAAAUGAACUUAAGCUGCACUUAUGAAUAGAGUAAUUUUCCUAUAUCUAUUCAAUUAAAUUUUGCCUUGA
Messenger RNA from Theobroma umbraticum, 1786 nucleotides. RefSeq lists its product as uncharacterized. Lineage: Eukaryota; Viridiplantae; Streptophyta; Magnoliopsida; Malvales; Malvaceae. The record is from RefSeq and is a predicted model, not a curated record.